AUGCUUGCUGCCGCUGCGGUCGCCCACUAUUCUCUAGACGUUCAGCGCGUGACAGACGUCCGGCACAGGUCAAGGUCGCACAGCUUCUACGUCAAAAUAGAGUGUGAUGGCAGAACGUUGGGUGACUAUCAAAUUAAGGACGACGGAUCGUCUAUCUCGUUUGGUAUUCUUACUUUCUCAUCAACGGACAACUCACCUAUUCUUGGAAUACGUGUCGUUAAGAGGGAGAGGGUGUUACGGAUCAAGACCGAGGUCGGCUGCGUCAAUGUCCGGCUUGUGGACCUGUGGAACAAAUGCACUGAUACUGAGGCCCCAGUUGAAGUGGACGUCUUAUCUUCAUCUGGGCUGACUGCAUCUCAUUUGUGCUCUGUAUACUUGUUUCUCGAAAGGAUAGAUGAAACUAAGCGUGCCGAAAUCGACGUUCAAUGCGUACCGCAGAAUAUAGAGCGAAUUGAAUUGUCUGCAAAAAUCGCAGACUCCGCGGACGCGGUUGGAUCGGUUGUUGAAGUGGUAGACAGGAUUGUUGAAGCUAUUAGUCAUGUUGUAGAAAAUAUUCAUCCGUACCUGAACCUUGCAUGGAAAGCGACCACCGCUCUGUACAGAAUUGUUUCUCAUCAAUGGGAAACAGACAAGAAGCUGAUUGAUUUAGUCGAUGUCAUGAUGAGAGCUUACGAAUUCGCAAAGGAUGUGAAAACUCUUGGUGACGGGGCCAAGAAGCUGACAGAACCUACUGAUAGACUACUAAGACACACUAUCGCCGUCUGCUUUUUUGUGAAAGAAUAUACGUCACGGAGUUUCAUAGAGAGAAUUUUAAGGAUAGCUAGUCGACAAAAGGUGGACAAAUACAAGGAGGGCUUCAUUGUUCUCAGGCGGGAUCUGGACGCGUACCUUGCUGUACAUACUGCUUCUACUGCAGGUUAUAUACGAGACAAGGUCGAAAAGGCCUAUGAUAUCGGUGCGUGUCCACUAAGUAAUGUAGACCGAUUUCAAGCUGAAGACGGUGCGGCAGGGAUGCGGCAGCAAUUUCAGGUACAAGAGCAGCGACUUCAAGAACUCAAGGAGUUACUGGAGCCGAUCAGGUCCGACGUUUUUAACCUUGCUCGCUGCCUCCCGAACACGCGUAUGGAAUAUCUAAGAAAAAUCAAGGACUGGUUAUUCUCACCUCCUGAGGAGAAUAUCCUCUGGCUCAACGGGAUCGCCGGUUCUGGGAAGAGCACCAUCGCUGCUUCCAUCACGGACCAUUGUGAUGAUGAAUCCUGCCUUGCGGCAUUUCUUUUCUUCGAACGAGGGAAGGAGGAGCAUCGGUCUAUUAUACGGACCAUUGCUUAUCAGCUGGCAGCGUUCGAGCCAUCCCUUGCAUCGCAUAUAAUACCUGCUGCCAAGCGGCUCAAGAGUUCUUCGCCUGCUCGACAGUUCGAAAAGCUUCUUUUGAAUCCACUCAGGUCUGUUAAAGACGUCAAAGGUCCGAUAAUCAUCAUUAUCGAUGCACUAGACGAGUGCGGCACUGCGGAGCAACGGCGGGAGAUCCUGGAGUUGCUCAAAGUCAACUUCGCAAAUCUGCCAUUGGACGUCCGGUUCUUCAUUACAAGUCGACCUGAAAACGACAUUCUCAGGUCACUCGCAUCACGGCCACAUAUACGUGAACUUAAGCUUGAUCCCGCCUCGACGGAAAGUCGGCGCGAUGUACUUGCUUACAUCGACAAUGCAAUGCUCAAGGCGGUUGCUGAUCCGGUUCCGGACGGGUUCGCAUGGACCGUUAAGAUGAACAUACUCGGUCGUGCAGCGGACGGGUUAUUCAUCUGGGCGUCGACCGCGGUUAAAAUGGUGAUGAACAGUGAUGAUCCAUUUGGAAAGCUUGACGGGCUCGUCUCCAAUGUACAUUCGCUCAACGGUCUCGACAAUUUGUACGCUACUGUGCUUGAGCAGUCGGGAAUUUCAUGGGAGGACCCUAAAUCUGUCGAACGAUUCGGGAAGGUCCUCGGUCUUAUUCUUUUCGGAAAAAUAACUCUUUCGGAGGACGAUGUCGACAAGUUCUUGGGCAUCGGACAGGGGAAGUCACGGCUGACCCUCCAGAAUCUGCGAUCUGUUCUCUUUUAUGAGCCUGGGCAGUCCAUUCGUCUCCACCACACAUCUUUUGCUGACUACCUUUUGUCGCGCGAUCGGUCCGGUAAUCGUCAAUGGUUCAUUGAUGCCAAUAGUCAAAGACGUACAAUUGCCUUGAGAUGCCUCACAAUAAUGAGCGAGUUACUACAUCUCAACAUCUGCAAUCUUGAGACGCCCGCUAUAAAAAACGAUGAUAUUCCCGGACUCGAGGGACGCGUCGCAAGAUAUAUACCGAGACAACUUUCAUAUGCAUGCCUAUUCUGGUCUGAGCAUCUCUGUGACUUACCGAAUUCUGAAGAUAUGGUAACCGCUCUGCAAAAAUUCGCAUACCGUAACCUUUUGUACUGGUUUGAGGUCCUUAGCUUGACAAACCACUUCACUCGCUUUGCCUGUCGUGCACUCAUGGACGCUGUUUUAUGGUUUCCUUUGGGUGAAACCGAAACUUCAUCAUUUCUAUGGGACGCGUACAAACUGGCUACCGUCUUUUCAUAUCCAAUUGCACAGAGUGCUCCUCACAUCUACCUUUCUAUGCUAUCCCUCUCGGAGGACGAAUCAGCGGUAACCAAGCAUUAUCGUCGGACCCAUCCCACCAUACAUUUCACCCAUUAUGGGAUUAAACCGCCGAACCCAUGCCUCAAGAUUUUGAGUAAAGGUCCAUUUGCAGGUUUCUCUGUUGCUUUCUCACCUGACGGAAGGCGUGUCUGUGGUUCUUACCGUCGCAGAAUUCGAAUUUGGAACGCAGACAGUGGAGAAGUAAUCACGGUCCCGUCCGAAGAACAUGGAACUCAUGUUUUUGCGGUGGCAUUCUCACCCGAUGGGAAACUCGUUGUCUCUGGCUGUCGAGACGGUACAAUUAGAAUUUGGGAUGCUGAAAGUGGUAAAACGGUCACAAACCCGUCUGAAAAGCAUAAUGAUGCUAUAUGCUCGGUCGCGUUCUCACUGUGUGGGAAGCACAUAGUUACUGGCUCUGAUGACUGCACCAUUCGAAUUUGGGAUGUAAAAUGUGGGCGGGUUGUGAAAUUACUCAAUGGACACGAUGCUGGUGUCACCUCUGUAUCUUUCUCGCCUGACGGUCAACGCGUCGUCUCCGGCUCUCGUGAUUGCACCAUUCGGAUAUGGGAUGCAGAAAGCGGUGAAGUCGUCGAGGCGUUUAGAGGGCAUAGCUACGGUGUUCUUUCAGUUGCUUUCUCUCCCAAUGGAGAUCGCAUCGCCUCUGGGUCUGAAGAUUGUGCAAUUCAAAUCUGGGACGUUCAGACAGGGGAAAGGGUUGCAGGACCUUUCGAGGGCCAUGGAGGAUCAGUUGCGUCAGUCGCGUUUUCGCCCGACGGGAAACGUGUGGCCUCUGGCUCUGGUGACAAGACAAUUCGAAUUUGGGACGCGGAAAGUGGCAAAUGUCUUGCGGGCCCAUUUGAAGGGCACACGGGAAACGUCAUGUCAGUCGCUUUCUCUCCUGAUGGGAAGCGUAUUGUGUCUAGCUCUAGUGAUAAUACAAUUCGGAUUUGGCAUGCAGAACUCGGAAAGGUUCCUACAAGUUCGCUUGAGUGGCGGAGACUGCCUAUCAGCUCAGUCUCUCUUUCGCCCGAUGGCGUGCAUGUUGCCACUGGCUGUGAAGACGGCAAGAUUUGGAUUUGGGAUGGAGAUGUGGGACAGACUGUUGCGGGACCGUUUGAAGUGCAUACAGACAGAAUCCACUGGAUUGCUUUCACACGUGAAGGAAAACGUGUUGUCUCUUUCUCUAACGAUAACACGCUUUGGUUCUUGAAUGUAGAAAGCGGAGAGGCCGCCGUGGAGCCGUUUACACCACGCCCAAUCUCUGUCCAAAAAAUAUUUGCACUGUCGCCAGACGGAAAAAGUGUUGCUGCAGCUUGCGAUGAUGGCACAAUUCGGAUCUCGGGCGGUGGCAUCAUCGAAGGGCCGUUCGGAUUUCGCCUCGAGUGGGAUGAAAAGGGCGAGUUUGUGCUUCUACCGAGCGGAGAAUACGUCGCUGGAGGUUCCGGUCGUGCUACAACUCGUGACUACAAACCAGUUAUAGCAAAUGGCGAGAUACCUAUAUCGCUAGCUUUCUCGCCAGAUGGAAGACGCCUCGUCUCUGGCUCUAAUCGCGGCAAGAUUGUGGUUUUGGACAUUCAAACCGGGACGGUCGUCGCGGCUCCAUUUGUUGGCCAUCAGAGUUCCGUCGACUCUGUUGUUUUCUUGUCUGACAUUCAGUACAUUGCUUCUGCGUCUAAGGAUGGGACAUUUCGAAUUUGGGAUGUCAAAAAUAAUAAUGUCGUUGCAGGACCAGUCAAAGUGUAUGAGCCUUGCAAAACCAACUCAAUUUCGUUCUCGCCUGAUGGAGAGCGCGUCGCGUUUGGAAGUUUCAGUGGCUCAAUUCGGAUUUGGGACGUGCGAAGCGGGGAGGCCAUCACAGAACUAGUUGGAGGCCAUGGAGGGAGCAUUACUUUGCUUGCAUUCUCGCUUGAUGGAAAGCGUGUCCUCUCCCAAUCCUUUGAUGACAUAAUUCGAAUAUGGAACAUCGAAGCAGAGUUGCAGGCAUUGUACAAGUCAGAAAUCGCUGAAGGAGUAGCAACGUCAUUUGACAGGCCUUCUGAUAGCUGGCACCUGUCUGAGGAUGGCUGGGUCCUUGGCAAAGGUGGUGAAUUGCUUACAUGGAUCCCAGCAGAUUUGCGAAAUACGCUCUGGCGGCCUCGCACUACGGCCAUACUUAAUUGUCAGUUUUCUACGAGAUUAGACUUCGCGAAGUCGCUGCUGGGGAAAGACUGGACAAAGGGUUAUGUGCCUCGUAAAUUUCGAUGAUACUUCACUCGACUUAGGACG
Fomitiporia mediterranea MF3/22 is the source of this 4920-nucleotide messenger RNA. Its product is annotated as WD40 repeat-like protein. Gene Ontology annotation, molecular function: protein binding. The transcript is spliced from 9 exons. The coding region runs from base 1 to 4899 and encodes 1632 amino acids. The record is from RefSeq and is a predicted model, not a curated record. Lineage: Eukaryota; Fungi; Basidiomycota; Agaricomycetes; Hymenochaetales; Hymenochaetaceae.